CUUGAGUUGAGAGCUCAUCGUGUCCCCAACCCAAAACCAGCCCAAGCGGCAAAACCCUCGCCGGCCGCCGUUCCGCAUUCUGCCGCCAUGCCGGCGCCGGGAUCAGCCGCGCUUGGCGUCGAUGAGCCCCGCUCCGCCUCGGCCAUCGUCGGGGCCACGGUGACGGGGCACCACCUGCUCCACAUCGACGGCUACUCGCGCACCAAGCAUAAGCUCCCCACUGGCCAAUUCAUUAAAUCUCUCCCUUUCAGCGUGGGGGGUCGCUCCUGGUGUAUCUCAUACUACCCCAAUGGCCUGAGAUCCGAGUACGCCGACUUCGUAUCCGUCUUCCUCCACCUUGACAAGAGUGCCGGCGAACCCGUGAAGGCACGAACCAAGUUCUGUUUGCUCGACCGGGCAGGGAAACCAGUGCCAUCGAACACUUCUACCACAGAACCAUACGAGUACCUCCCCGGUGGCGUCGGGUUCGGCAUCGCUCAGUUCAUUAGCACGGCGUUCCUGGAGAAGUCGGAGUACCUCUUGGACGACUGCUUCAAGAUCACUUGCGACAUCAUUAUGUCCGAGGAGCUCCGCACGGAGGACAGGAUCGCCGCAUCGCCGUUUGUGGCAGUGCCACCAUCUGACCUGAAUCGGCAUCUUGGCGAUCUGCUCGCGGCUCAAGAUGGCGCCGACGUCACGUUCCAGGUUGCCGGUGAGACAUUCAGGGCGCACAGGUUUCUCCUUGCGGCCCGGUCGCCAGUCUUCAAGGCAGAGCUCUGGGGCACGAUGAAAGAGAGCGCCGCCACAAUGGUUUCUCUCCGGAUUGAUGACAUGUUACCUCAGGUGUUCAAGGCUUUGCUACAUUUCAUAUACACCGACUCACUGCCGGAGAUGGAGGGGCAAGAGGAGGCUGUGAUGGCUCAACGUCUGCUGGAAGCGGCGGUGAGGUACGGCAUGCCGAGGCUCAAGCUCAUCUGCGAGGACAGGUUGUGCAGGCACCUAGACGUGCGCACGGCCGCAACAACGUUGGUGUUGGCUGAACAGCACAACUGCCAUGGACUGAAGGAGGCUUGCAUUGAGUUCCUUAAAUCUCCUCGUCUACUGGAAGCGGUCGUGGAAACCGAUGGCUUUGAGCAUCUGACUAAAAGCUUCCCUGCUCUUGUUAAGGAGUUAAUGUGCAAGCUAGCUGCCCAUUGAUACGGAGAACCAAAUUAUGGACAUGUGCAUGGUGUUUCAGUGUAUACCUGGGUAUUCUGAAAAUUAAUAAAUAAA
Molecule: messenger RNA, 1251 nt
Organism: Phragmites australis (common reed)
Lineage: Eukaryota; Viridiplantae; Streptophyta; Magnoliopsida; Poales; Poaceae
Product: BTB/POZ and MATH domain-containing protein 2-like
Exons: 1
Coding region: 88-1176 (362 amino acids)
Biological process (GO): protein ubiquitination
Molecular function (GO): protein binding
Source: RefSeq, a predicted model, not a curated record